Messenger RNA from Botrytis deweyae, 975 nucleotides. RefSeq lists its product as uncharacterized. NCBI's taxonomy places the organism in Eukaryota, Fungi, Ascomycota, Leotiomycetes, Helotiales, Sclerotiniaceae. Bases 1 to 975 code for a protein of 324 amino acids. The transcript has 6 exons. The record is from RefSeq and is a predicted model, not a curated record.
AUGUCAUUCCGCAACAACCGUUAUGCUCCUGCUGCUGAGCGCGCAGGCGUUAUUCCAGUCGGGUUCAAAUUCAAAUGCCGCCACUGCAAUAUUUUCAAGACCAAGGAUUGCUUCUCGAAGAAAGAGAUUUCUUCGUACGCAAAUCAAUAUGCUCAAAAUCCGGGUAUGAAACUCGAUCCUAUAAAAUCACUUCUACGAUGUAUGGGUUGCAAGGGCGGACAAGCAUCUGAGCGCCAGUGCGAGGGGCCAUGCUCUAAGUGGAAAUCUUUGGACCAGUUUAGCAAGGCUCAGAGAUCUAGGGGCAACGGGUGGUGCAUGGAAUGUGUUCAAUGGAAGGAAGGUCAUCAUCCCGAGGUCAAUACUACACCUGCUCCUGGCACCGAGCUAGAGCAGCUUGAUACAACAGGUGAUGCACCCGAGCCCACAACAGGUUCUUCUUAUGCUGCGAGCAUGGCGAGUUUGUCCCUUGGCAACACUCCAAACGGUUCCCAGCUUCUGCGAGCAGCUGCUGGCAGUCAGAUUGAGAACCGCUCGCAAUCAUCUAUGAGUAACGCCUAUGAAGGUGCUCGUACAGCUAGUUCCGACGUAUGGUCUACUCGCGACUCAAGACGUCGUGCAGGUCCUGCCAUACAGUACAAUGCAUAUGAUGCCAAUGGAGUACGCCAUUCUCAAGAAAAGGCAAUGACCUUGACUUCUCGAGCUACUUCGGCUGUUGGUGCAUCCAGCGCAACUUCUGUUGCCAGCGAUCCUGCUCUUGCUACUCGUCCAGUCACUCAAAGUCCAGCCGCCACUGCUUCUCGCUCUUCACAAGUCACAGCUCCUCGCGUGGUUGUUAACCAAUCCACUGGUUGGGCUAAGCCUAUCGGCACUCGUACUGCACAACCAGCCAAUCCAAGUGCUCUCACUGCAUGGGCUCCAGAGUCGAAUGAGGGUUACCGCAGAUCGGCCUACGACUCCAGCGAUGACGAAAUGUGA